Molecule: messenger RNA, 651 nt
Organism: Penicillium lagena
Lineage: Eukaryota; Fungi; Ascomycota; Eurotiomycetes; Eurotiales; Aspergillaceae
Product: pre-mRNA-splicing factor SPF27 family protein
Exons: 2
Coding region: 1-651 (216 amino acids)
Biological process (GO): mRNA processing
Cellular component (GO): precatalytic spliceosome; catalytic step 2 spliceosome; Prp19 complex
Source: RefSeq, a predicted model, not a curated record
AUGCCUCUCAUUAACGAAUCCCACGACUCCCUGCCCUAUGUCGACAGCGCGCCCUCAGCGGCUGCUCGCGCCAGAGCCCAACAGCUCAUCGACGCCGAGGUGUCCCCAGAGCACUCAACAACUCUUCACCCUUCGAUCCCUGCCGCUCCAGAGCCCCAUUUCUCCUCUCUUAUCCAGCAAGAACUCGAGCGCAAGGCGGCAGGAACCCCAAUGGCAGGUGGAAUCGAUCUCACUCGCUACGAAGCCCCAGAACCACCAACGCGCGCAUCGGACGGCGAGACCCCUGAUCUGGACGAAUGGCGUCGAACACUACAAAAAGCAUACGUGUCGAGCUCCCAUCUAUCCAAGCGACAUGAGGAUCUGGGGUUGCUCGAAGAGCAUGGCAAGAAUGCAUGGUUGAUCGGCAACUCACAGCUGGAGGAGAUCCUUCGCAGCCUUGAGAAAGAUUUGGCCGACACCAAGGAUGCGGCGGAGCAGGUCAACAAGGAGCGGAAGAUGGCUCAGGAGUCGAGAUAUGGCGAAAUCACUGGUCUGGAGGAUACGUGGAAGCGCGGCGUGGGCGCGAUCCUGGAUGUGGAAUUGGCGUCUGAGGGUCUUCGCCAACAAAUUUUGGCGCACAGGCGCCAGGCUGCUCAGCAGCAGUCGCGCUAG